GGGCUGCUUGUCGCCGGCUGGGCUGCACGGGAGAGGCGCGCGGACGUCCCCCGCCGGCUCUCGUGCCCCAGGGAGCGCAGGGCACAGACGAGCCCAGGCGGGCGGAGCCGCGGCGGUGCACCAGAAGCGCUCGGACAGGAGGAAGGCGGCUUCCGCGAGGGCAGCCGGAGAGACAGAGACGAGAGAAAGAAUACAAGCAGGGGGAGUGGGAGAGGAAGAAGCAGGCUUCCCACUGAGUAGGGAGCCUGAUGCGGGGCUCAAUCCUAGGAUCCUGGGAUCCGGACCUGAGCUGAAGGCAGAUGUUUGAUGACUGAGCCACCCAGAUCUUAAAAAUCAGCAGCAGAACUGUGCUGAGCAACAGACAUCCUAAGAGGGGAUAUCUUUCACCUCUAUAAUGAAGAAAAGCAGGAGUGUCAUGGCAGUGACGGCUGAUGAUAAUGUUAAAGAUUAUUUGGAAUGUAGCUUGAGUAAAUCCUACAGUUCUUCGAGUAACACACUUGGGAUUGACCUCUGGAGAGGGAGAAGGUGUUGCUCAGGAAACUUACAGUUACCACCACUGUCCCAAAGACAGAGUGAGAGAGCGCGGACUCCCGAGGGAGAUAGCAUUUCCAGACCGACCACGCUGCCUUUGACAACACUUCCAAGCAUUGCUAUUACAACUGUAAGCCAGGAGUGCUUUGAUGUGGAAAAUGGCCCUUCCCCAGGACGGAGCCCUCUGGACCCCCAGGCCAGCUCUUCCUCUGGGUUGGUGCUCCAUGCCACCUUUCCCGGGCACAGCCAGCGCAGAGAGUCGUUUCUCUACAGAUCAGACAGCGAUUAUGACUUGUCACCAAAGGCGAUGUCAAGAAACUCUUCACUUCCAAGUGAGCAACAUGGCGAUGACUUGAUUGUAACACCUUUUGCCCAGGUCCUCGCCAGCUUGCGAAGUGUGAGAAACAACUUUACUGUACUGACAAACCUUCAUGGAACAUCCAGCAAGAGGUCCCCAGCUGCUGCUAGUCAGCCACCUGUCUCCAGAGUCAACCCGCAAGAAGAAUCUUAUCAAAAACUAGCGAUGGAGACGCUGGAGGAAUUGGACUGGUGCUUAGACCAGCUGGAGACCAUCCAGACCUACCGCUCUGUCAGUGAGAUGGCUUCGAACAAGUUCAAAAGAAUGCUGAACCGGGAGCUGACACACCUCUCAGAGAUGAGCCGAUCAGGGAACCAGGUUUCUGAAUAUAUUUCAAAUACCUUCUUAGACAAGCAGAAUGAUGUGGAGAUUCCAUCUCCUACCCAGAAGGACCGAGAGAAAAAGAAAAAGCAACAGCUCAUGACCCAGAUAAGCGGCGUGAAAAAACUGAUGCAUAGUUCGAGCUUGAACAAUACAAGCAUCUCACGCUUUGGCGUCAACACGGAAAACGAAGAUCAUCUGGCCAAGGAGCUGGAAGACCUGAACAAAUGGGGCCUUAACAUCUUCAAUGUGGCUGGCUAUUCCCACAACAGGCCCCUCACCUGCAUCAUGUAUGCCAUAUUUCAGGAAAGAGAUCUCCUCAAGACAUUCAAAAUCUCAUCUGAUACAUUUGUAACCUACAUGAUGACUUUAGAAGACCAUUACCAUUCUGAUGUGGCAUAUCAUAACAGCCUACAUGCUGCUGAUGUAGCCCAGUCAACCCAUGUUCUCCUUUCUACGCCAGCAUUAGAUGCUGUCUUCACCGAUUUGGAAAUUCUGGCCGCCAUUUUUGCAGCUGCUAUCCAUGACGUUGAUCACCCUGGAGUCUCCAACCAAUUUCUCAUCAACACGAAUUCAGAACUCGCUUUGAUGUAUAAUGAUGAAUCUGUGUUGGAAAACCAUCACCUUGCUGUGGGUUUCAAACUGCUGCAGGAAGAGCACUGUGACAUCUUCCAGAAUCUCACCAAGAAGCAGCGCCAGACGCUCAGGAAAAUGGUAAUCGACAUGGUGUUAGCAACUGAUAUGUCCAAACAUAUGAGCCUGCUGGCAGACCUGAAGACAAUGGUAGAAACAAAGAAAGUUACAAGUUCUGGGGUUCUUCUCCUGGACAACUACACGGAUCGUAUACAGGUCCUUCGCAACAUGGUACACUGUGCAGACCUGAGCAACCCCACCAAGUCCUUGGAAUUGUAUCGGCAAUGGACAGACCGCAUCAUGGAGGAAUUUUUCCAGCAGGGAGACAAAGAGAGGGAGAGGGGAAUGGAGAUUAGCCCCAUGUGCGACAAGCAUACGGCUUCCGUGGAAAAAUCCCAGGUCGGUUUCAUCGACUACAUCGUACACCCACUGUGGGAGACCUGGGCAGAUCUAGUGCAGCCUGACGCCCAGGACAUUCUGGAUACUUUAGAAGAUAACAGGAACUGGUAUCAGAGCAUGAUACCCCAGAGUCCCUCCCCACCACUGGAUGAGCAGAACAGAGACUGCCAGGGUCUGAUGGAGAAGUUUCAGUUUGAACUGACCCUUGAAGAGGAGGAUUCCGAAGGCCCUGACAAAGAGGGAGAAGGUCAUAAUUAUUUCAGCAGCACAAAGACACUUUGUGUGAUCGACCCUGACCAUAGGGAUUCGCUAGGAGAGACUGAUGGAGACACUGGGGCAGAAGACAAGUCCCCGAUCGACACAUAAUCACCUUCUCCAUGUGGAGAUGAACAUUCCACCUUUGACAAGCAUGCCAGCUGGAUGGUAGGGCCAGCCCAUCGUGGGGGCGUAGGCCUGCACGGGACAAGGGCCACGUGGCCUUUCCAGUUACUUGAGUUUGGAGCCAGAAUGCGAGACCAUGAAGCAAACAGCAGUUCAGAAAAUGCCACGGUUGACUUGCCUUAUAUGCAAGCUUAGUGGAGAACUGAAGCUUUAUCUGGUACUAAAGGCCAAGAUCAGAUCCUGAGUAAAUGGCUUGAAAAUGGAAGACACAAAACUGAGAGAUUUUUCUGCACUACGUUUUGGGAGUCUGUCCCUCUAGUGACUGAACUGACUGAUUAAUAACUUCAUUUAUAAAUCUGCUCACCUGUCCCCUUGUCUGCCAACCUGUGUGCCUUUUUUGUAAAACAUUUUCACGUCUUUAAAAUGCCUGUUGAAUACCUAGAGUUUAGUAUCAACUUCUACACAGAGAAGCGUUCAAAGUUGACAUAAACUUUUUUGACUCUUUCUGGGGGGGAAAAAAGGAAAGAAAACGGUCUUCCUUCUUUCUUGGGCAAUAUCUUUCACUUUACUACAGUUACUUUUGCAAAUAGAAAGGAUAUACUUCUAACCACAUUCUAUUUCCUUCCCCACUGGUCCCAUCCAGCUUCACAGUUGUUCGUGUAACUUCUGUCUGCCCGCUUAGAGCAGUAUAUUUUUCUCCUCUUAGAAUUUCACUUUUUGUGCUGCAAACAGAAUAAAAGUGAACAAACUAAGAGGUAGGAAGGGUUUGUCAUGUCAUUCCCAAUAACAGUCUGUGUAAAAUUCCCCUCAGUGAGGCCGUGCGCCAUGUUGUGUCCCGAAGCCCUGAGCCACUGGGCUCUGAACGGCGCCCCCCAUCCUGUCCCCUCCCCUCCAUUGCUCUCUACCCAGUGACACACCGUUUCCAAUUUGACGCUGCCGUCUUUCUCUUGCACUGCCUUCUGCGCUAACACCUCCAUUUCUGUUUAUAACAGUAUAUUUAUUACUCCAUGUAUAUAAUGUAAUGUUUUGUAAGUUAUUAAUUUAUAUAUCUAACAUUGCCUGCCAAUGGUGGUGUUACAUUUGUGUAGAAAACUCUGCCUAAGAGUUGCGACCUUUCUUGUAACGUUUUGUAUUGUGUAUUAUAUAACCUGAACAUCGCUUAAGAGAGACAUACGACCCCCCUCCCUGGUGAGGACAUCUGUGGGCUUUUAUUCAGAUGGUCGGCUCUUUUCCCUGAGUUGCUCAUACUGCACAACCCCUUUGCGAACCGGUUUUGGAAAUAGGAUUCUCACAUUCGAUACUAAAAUGGUUUAUACUAAGCUUUUACUUUUGUAUAGUUUGAUAGGGGUAGGGGGCAAGGGGAUGUCGUUUUCACCCACGUUCUAUCCAAAUCCGUGUCCACAUGAGUUGGGUCCUAACUGGGUUCUCCUACCGUCGUGGCUUUGGUUUAAACAGCAACACUACAUUCGCUCACAGAUGGUUCUUCUGAGUGUUCCCAAACUACUGACUUUAAAGCUAAAGCCUCCUGCCUGCCCUUAAAGCAGGAAUGUCAUGUUCCAAUUAAUUACAAAAAACAAAAAACCCAACAACAAUAAAACAAUGUGAAUUUUAUAAUAAAAUGUGAACUGAUGUAGUAAAUUAUGCAAAUGUGAAGCUUCUGAUAACACUUGUUAGGCCUCUUAUUGGCUUCAGUCUCCAUCUGUAAAAUAUAUCCCACGCGUUCAGUUCAGCAUUGUAACUCACUAGUUAAAGAAAUGGCACAAAUGUGCAUGACCAAUGGGCUGUAUGUCUAUGAACACUGCAUUGUUUCAGGUGGACAUCUUAUUGUUUUCAAAAGUUUCUCACAAUGUAUGUUAUAGUAUUAUUAUUAUAUAUUGUGCUCAGAUGCAUUCGUAAGAGACUUUUAUAUGAAGUGAAUAAACAAAAGCAUGAUUAGAUUAGA
Molecule: messenger RNA, 4565 nt
Organism: Mustela lutreola (European mink)
Lineage: Eukaryota; Metazoa; Chordata; Mammalia; Carnivora; Mustelidae
Gene: PDE4B
Product: phosphodiesterase 4B
Exons: 18
Coding region: 395-2608 (737 amino acids)
Biological process (GO): signal transduction
Cellular component (GO): cytosol; perinuclear region of cytoplasm; nucleus
Molecular function (GO): 3',5'-cyclic-AMP phosphodiesterase activity; transmembrane transporter binding
Source: RefSeq, a predicted model, not a curated record